CCUCAGCAUCUGGGUAAACAUUAAUGGGGCUCAGGACACAACAGGUCAUGUGGGCACCCAGGGGAUCUUUGACCUGCGGCCGCUCCCACUGCCUCCUCCCCACGAGUACCCUCACCACCCACGCAGGGUUGGGGUGUGUGCGGAGGCCAGCCGUUUCUCAUCCAGCCUUCACCAGCAUAUCUGACCUUGGUGCCUGGGUCUUCCCCUGCCUGAAACCCAUGCCGAAUUCCAUUGCCGGUGGCCUGGUACCCCACCCCAGCCUGGCUACGAUCGACCUGGUGGAUAGCAGUCUGAGAAAUGCAGAAACCUCCUGUUCUAUCCCAGUCCCGGAGGAGGGCAGCAUGAACCCCUGGGCCCUCCCUCAGCUGAAGGACACCGGCCAGCUGCAAGGGCUCAGCACAGCCGCCAGGAUGCGCAGGGUGAUCUUUGGCUUCCUCAAGGCCUGCGGGCUCCUGGGCAGCCUUUACUUCUUCAUCUGCUCCCUGGACAUCCUCAGUUCUGGCUUCCAGCUGCUGGGCAGCAGAAUGGCCGGAGACGUCUUCAAGGGCAGUGUGGUACUAUCCAACCCUGUGGCGGGACUGGUCAUUGGCGUGCUGGUCACGGUGCUUGUGCAGAGCUCCAGCACAUCCUCCUCCAUUGUAGUCAGCAUGGUGGCCUCGAAGCUGCUGACUGUCCGGGCGUCUGUCCCCAUCAUCAUGGGUGUCAACGUGGGCACGUCCAUCACCAGCACCCUGGUCUCCAUGGCACAGUCAGGGGACCGGGACGAGUUUCGCAGGGCCUUCAGUGGCUCAGCUGUGCAUGGCAUCUUCAACUGGCUCACGGUGCUGGUCUUGCUGCCGCUGGAGAGUGCUGUGGCCCUGCUGCAGAGGCUGAGUGCCCUGCUCCUGGGCGUGGCCCGCCUGCAGCCUGGGGCUCGGGCACCUGACAUCCUCAAGGCACUGACAAAGCCCCUCACACACCUCAUCGUGCAGCUGGACAGCGACCUGAUAGCCAGCAGUGCCACUGGCAAUGCCACCACCAGCAGCCUCAUUAAGCAAUGGUGCGGCUGCAGCAGGGAGACGAGCCAGGGCCACAGCAAUGCAAGUGGAGCCUUCGGCCCCUGCACUGGGAAGAGCGGCUCAGCCACGGAGGACAGGCUGCCCUGCCGCCACCUGUUUGUGGGCUCGGCCCUCACCGACCCGGCCGUGGGCUGCAUCCUGCUGGCCGGCUCCCUCCUGCUGCUGAGCGCCUGCCUGGUGCUUGUCGUCAAGUUGCUCAACUCUGUGCUGCGUGGCCGUGUCGCCCGGGCUGUGAGGGGCGUCAUCAAUGCAGACUUCCCUUUCCCCUUCGGCUGGCUCAGUGGCUGCCUGGCCAUCCUCGUGGGCGCUGGCAUGACCUUCCUGCUCCAGAGCAGCAGUGUCUUCACGGCAGCCAUCGUGCCACUCAUGGGGGUUGGGGUGAUCAGCCUGGACCGGGCGUACCCCCUGCUCCUGGGCUCUAACAUCGGCACCACCACCACGGCCCUGCUGGCUGCGCUGGCCAGCCCUGCGGACAUGCUGCUCUUCGCCGUCCAGGUCGCCCUCAUCCACUUCUUCUUCAACCUCGCUGGCAUACUGCUGUGGUACUCGGUGCCUGUCCUGAGGGUGCCCAUCCCGCUGGCCAAGCGCUUUGGGGAUUUGACUGCCCGCUACCGCUGGGUGGCUGUUGUCUACCUGCUGCUCACCUUCCUGCUGCUGCCCCUGGCGGCCUUCGGGCUCUCCCUGGCAGGGGGUGCAGUGCUGGCAGCAGUUGGGAUGCCCCUCGUGGGGCUGGUGCUCCUCCUCAUCCUGGUGAACGUCCUGCAGCGGCGCCGGCCAUCCUGGCUGCCGCGCAGACUGCGCUCCUGGGCCUGGCUGCCCCUCUGCCUCCGCUCUCUGGAACCCUGGGACCACCUGGUGACCCACUGCUGCCCAGGCAGGGCCUGCAGCCGCCCCCAGACAGCCACUAAAGGGGCUCCCUGCUAUGAGGCCCCUGAGGUCCUGGCCUCCCAGCAGUUUUGAGGGUGGGCACCCAACCACAUUCCAACCCCUCAGUCUGGGAGUGGUGCCGUUGGAAAGCUGGCCUGCCACGUGUUCUUGCGGGCACGAGGACUUCUGAGGCCUGCACCCCUUUGCCAAUAAACGAGGUUGUUUCCCAGGAA
Chinchilla lanigera (long-tailed chinchilla) is the source of this 2158-nucleotide messenger RNA. It is a transcript of the gene Slc34a3, whose product is annotated as solute carrier family 34 (type II sodium/phosphate cotransporter), member 3. The record is from RefSeq and is a predicted model, not a curated record. Bases 24 to 2018 code for a protein of 664 amino acids. Gene Ontology annotation, molecular function: sodium:phosphate symporter activity. The transcript is spliced from 13 exons. Gene Ontology annotation, cellular component: brush border; apical plasma membrane; vesicle. Lineage: Eukaryota; Metazoa; Chordata; Mammalia; Rodentia; Chinchillidae. Gene Ontology annotation, biological process: sodium-dependent phosphate transport; intracellular phosphate ion homeostasis.